Messenger RNA from Pangasianodon hypophthalmus (striped catfish), 1437 nucleotides. It is a transcript of the gene tp53i3, whose product is annotated as tumor protein p53 inducible protein 3. Bases 285 to 1313 code for a protein of 342 amino acids. The transcript has 7 exons. Gene Ontology annotation, molecular function: quinone reductase (NADPH) activity; NADPH binding; quinone binding. The record is from RefSeq and is a predicted model, not a curated record. Lineage: Eukaryota; Metazoa; Chordata; Actinopteri; Siluriformes; Pangasiidae.
AAGUUACAGUGGUGGUCUCAACUUAUUAUUACCAGUCCAAACCUCAAUAACUCCAAAAUAAAGCAGGCCUAUAAAUAAUGUAAAUUUGGGCCUACACUGGGCAUCUCUGCUAUAUAGGACAGAGAAGUCAUUAUUGUAUACCCUAUGUAGUGCACUUUGGUAGGCAUUUGGGUCUCAGUCAUAAGGAGGCGGGGACACUGUAGUCACUGCAGCGUGGAUUUAGCCUGUGAAACUCGGCAAAGGCGUGCAUACGUGAUAUUUUGCUGUUACCAAUACCAGAAGUCAUGCUUCAGCAUGCAGAUGAAGACACUACAAUGCAGGCGAUAUGUUUCAAAGAACCAGGUGGGCCAGAGAAGCUGUAUUUAGGACGAGUCCCCAAACCUGAACCUAAAGAUGGGGAAGUCCUAAUUAAAGUCUAUGCAACAGCUUUAAACAGGGCUGAUGUGUUACAGCGGAGAGGUCUUUACCCAGUUCCUCCAGGAGCAAGCGAGAUCCUUGGGCUGGAGGCUGCUGGGGUGGUCACUGGUUUUGGCCCUGGACUCAAGAGGAAUUUUAAUCUAGGCGAUAAGGUCAUGGCUUUGCUUUCUGGAGGAGGAUAUGCACAGUAUGUAGCUGUGCCUGAGGAACUUCUCAUGCCAGUCCCUUCGCAUCUCACUCUCUACGAAGCUGCAGCAAUCCCAGAGGCCUGGCUGACUGCCUACCAACUUCUGCACUUAAUAGCCCAAGUUAAGGAGGGAGAGUCAGUGUUAAUUCAUGCUGGAGCGAGCGGAGUCGGCACUGCUGCCAUUCAGCUUACUCGUCUGUUCUGUGCCGUUCCAUUGGUGACUGCUGGAAGCCCUGAUAAGUUAAAGAUUGCAGAAAAACUGGGUGCAGCUGCUGGGUUCAAUUACAAAGAAGGGGAUUUCUCUGAUAAGAUUCUGCAGUUCACUCAAGGCAGGGGGGUUGAUGUCAUCCUUGACUGCAUAGGUGGAUCUUAUUGGGAGAAAAAUGUGAGUUGUUUGGCUAUGGAUGGAAGAUGGGUGCUCUAUGGUGUUAUGGGGGGGAAAGCAGUGGAUGGAGACUUGCUUGGCAAACUUUUAUUUAAGCGUGGCCAAAUUCUCAGUAGUCUCCUCAGGUCACGGAGUCUACAGUAUAAAGCUGAACUUGUUAGGAGCUUCACUGAGCAGGCUUUUCCACACUUUCAGUCAAAAGACCUGCCCAUGUCACUGAGGCCUAUAAGCGACACAGUGUUCAACAUGGAAGACAUUGCUGAGGCACACAGACACAUGGAGGCCAACAAAAAUACUGGAAAAAUCAUAAUCAAAAUUUCAUAGACUUAAUCAGUUUCUUCAUACUGAUUAUCUCUAGGUCAUGUCUUAUAUUUUAAAAUGCAUGCAUCUAUAGAACAUUCAGAAGUAUUUUUAUGACAGAUGCAAUAAAGAUCAAAGAUCAAAUUCA